Penicillium oxalicum is the source of this 1830-nucleotide messenger RNA. RefSeq names its product C2H2 zinc finger protein. Gene Ontology annotation, biological process: regulation of transcription by RNA polymerase II. NCBI's taxonomy places the organism in Eukaryota, Fungi, Ascomycota, Eurotiomycetes, Eurotiales, Aspergillaceae. The coding region runs from base 1 to 1830 and encodes 609 amino acids. Gene Ontology annotation, molecular function: RNA polymerase II cis-regulatory region sequence-specific DNA binding; DNA-binding transcription factor activity, RNA polymerase II-specific. Gene Ontology annotation, cellular component: nucleus. The transcript has a single exon. The record is from RefSeq and is a predicted model, not a curated record.
AUGAGUUCACAAACAGCCGUCGCCCUGGUUCGUCCACCGCCGCAGGCUGGCGCGAAUCCUUCGAACCUUAUGGCGACAUUGAUGCACGCGAACCAAGACCCCGUCGCCGUCACCAAUUCCAUCUCCGGCACCACCGCUUCCACUGCCAGCCCGCAUUCCAUUCAUUUCCUGUCUUCGCCCGGCAAACAAGAUCCGAAUCUGAGCUCCAUCGCCAGCGCAAGCUUGCACGUUUCACAUUCUCCCUCCGCUCAAAUGGCCAGUCCAGCGGCUGCGACCCCGGCGGAUCGGCCGGCUGAUUCCGAGAAGGAGGCUCAGCGAAACACAUCCCAGGUGGCUCGGGAGGCCCUCGGCGCGAGCGAGAAAUCGCCGGCUCCAUCACUUCACGAACCCCAAGUCCAUGCCUCGCCCGAACAGAUGCAGGCCGACACGAAUUCGCACGCAACAGCAUCUGAUCCUUACGCGUCGGGUGAGCAUGGUCAGGGUGCUCUGAUGCACACCUCCACCGUCGCGAGUCCCGGUCCCAUUGACGAGUCCCUACAAGGCACAGACCGACCUCGUCCGCGGGAAGGGGAGAUUGAUCAGGACAGUAACAAGUCUUUUUCAUAUCCGAUGCCUGUCGGGGCAAUCAACGAUGCACGUCGAGGAUUGAGCUUGCCAAGCACGGGCUACAAUCGAACCAGCCCUCGUUCGCCUUCAGCGAAGAAACAUCGCUGCCCUUACUGCGCCACCGAGUUCACUCGCCAACACAACCUGAAAAGCCAUCUUCUCACCCAUAGCCAAGAGAAGCCUUUCGUUUGCCAGACCUGCCAGUCUCGCUUCCGUCGAUUGCAUGAUCUGAAACGCCACACCAAACUGCAUACGGGAGAACGCCCCCAUACCUGCCCCAAAUGCGGGCGACGAUUCGCCCGGGGCGAUGCACUCGCGCGGCACAACAAGGGACAAGGUGGAUGCGCAGGUCGGCGGGCCAGCAUGGGCAGCUUCCAUCCGGAUGAUGAUUAUGCGGAGGGGCAGCAUCCCGAAGAGGGAAUGGAGGGAGUUGUUUAUAUGGAACCCGAACGUAUGGAUGAGGAGGAGGAGCGGCGACUCAACUUGCCCAGCAUUCGCCGUCACGAAAACGAUUCAAUGUCGCGAUCCGAUUCCCUUCACAUGCCCCGUCAGCCAAGCACGUAUCCGCCUAUCGCCGCUUACCGCACGAAUCUUCCACCUCCAUCGGGGACACAAGGUAGUUCGGGUGCAUCUCCCGUCGCUGCGACGUCGCAGCCGCCCCAUCAUACCUUCCCCCCUGCCGGCCAUUCAUCCGGGGCUACGAUUUUUCCCCCAUCAACCGCAAGCGAUAGUCCGCGGCCUCUGUCUCCCAAUGCCCUAUCGCAGCAUGACCUCAGCGCGCCUGCGCAUACAUCUCAUUCGCCCGGACUCGGACAGUCUUUACCGCAUCCUCAAACUUUUGCCCGAACGGGCCAGUCCGCGACGGCCACUCAUGCCCCGCCUCCACACAGCCUCCCACCACCUCAGCCCAGCGUGCAUCUGCCGCCACCGGUCCUGAGUUCUCCUCAAGCCCGGUUCGAGCCUCAGGGCACUUCUAAACAUACCCCUUCGUCACACAGUCACUCUGGCAGUUAUGGAUUCACCGCGCCCAAGGUAGGACUGGACGGAACAGACCACACGGCCGGUGAGAUUGAAAAGCUCUGGACUUAUGUGCACGACAUGCGUAAGGAGAUCACAAGCCUCCACGCUGAAGUCGCCUCCCUCCGUGCGCACAUUGCAUCGACCAACGCCUCAGCUGCCCCGCCGCCCGUUGAGAUCAGUCAAGCCAACCUUGGACCUCGGUAG